This is a messenger RNA of Cantharellus anzutake, 576 nucleotides long. RefSeq lists its product as uncharacterized. Gene Ontology annotation, biological process: fluoride transmembrane transport. Gene Ontology annotation, molecular function: fluoride transmembrane transporter activity. Lineage: Eukaryota; Fungi; Basidiomycota; Agaricomycetes; Cantharellales; Hydnaceae. The transcript has 5 exons. The record is from RefSeq and is a predicted model, not a curated record. Bases 1 to 576 code for a protein of 191 amino acids. Gene Ontology annotation, cellular component: membrane.
AUGUUUGGUACACUUGCAAGGCUAGGCCUCGACGCCUUAACUUCUUACGAAGGGCAAAGCGUCUUCCCACUGGCUUGGGUGCAAGCCACCGGCUGCCUGGUCAUGGGUUCCCAUUCCCCGCCAUUGUACACUGCUAUGUUGGAACGAUCCCCUCUGUUAGGCUUUUGCGGGUCAUUGACGACGUUCUCAUCUUGGAACUUAGAUAUGUUCUUGGCCUUCUCGAAUGCUUCUGGGCUUCGACGAAUCUGGCUUUGUGAUGUAGGUAUCACUUUCGCUCGGCCUCCAUCUCACGAAACUCGUUCUUCCUUUCCUCCCCGUCAAGCUCACGCCCCUCAACGCAUUAUAUCUACUCUAUCAAUAGCUUCCUACAUCUUAACGACCCCACUCUAUUUUAUCUUGUCACGCACCUUCCGACCUCAAGCGACUUCUGCCUUGCUCUUUGCUUUUCCAGGAACCCUCACCCGGUAUAUCCUCUCAGGUUUGGGCGACGGUUACUGCGGGUGCUUGAGCACCGUGAGCACCUUUGCAAUUGAGGUGAGAGCAUUAAAAAGGAAUAUGCAACCGCUAGUCUCAUAG